Molecule: messenger RNA, 1611 nt
Organism: Penicillium arizonense
Lineage: Eukaryota; Fungi; Ascomycota; Eurotiomycetes; Eurotiales; Aspergillaceae
Product: sugar porter family MFS transporter
Exons: 3
Coding region: 1-1611 (536 amino acids)
Biological process (GO): transmembrane transport; carbohydrate transport
Cellular component (GO): membrane
Molecular function (GO): carbohydrate:proton symporter activity
Source: RefSeq, a predicted model, not a curated record
AUGGCUGAUCACGGAACUAGUGAGAAGGCCCAAUCUGCUCAUAAUGAGGGCAUCGAGGCGAUCACGCUAGGUGACGCCGUGCACAUCGCCGACGAGGCACUGCAUGCCAAAACAAGCCCAUGGACUUGGCCGUUGAUUCGCUUGUACUGUGUUUUAUUUGUUGGAUAUCUUUGUGGUUGCUUGAAUGGGUAUGAUGGUUCGCUCAUGGGCGGGCUAAAUGCGAUGUCGACCUAUCAAAAAUUCUUUAGGAUGGAAUCCGCUGGCUCCAGCACCGGUCUGGUAUUCGCCAUAUACAGCCUGGGCUCUAUUCCAGCAGUCGUCCUGUCUGGUCCCGUGAACGACUAUCUGGGCCGCCGUAUGGGGAUCUUCACUGGCGCUGUUUUAAUCAUUAUCGGAACAUGUAUUCAAGCGCCCGCGAUCAACCAUGGCAUGUUCCUGGGGGGUCGAUUUAUCCUGGGAUUUGGAGUUACUUUUUGCAAUGUCAGCUCCCCCUGCUAUGUCAGUGAAAUGGCACACCCCCGUUGGCGCGGAACCUUAACUGGUCUGUAUAAUUGUAUGUGGUGGAUCGGAUCAAUUAUUGCUAGCUGGGUCGUUUAUGGAUGCUCACACAUCACGACCUCUGUGGGAUUUCGCAUUCCAAUAUGGUGCCAACUGUUAUCAUCCGUUAUCGUGGGGGCUGCGGCCUGGUUUCUCCCCGAGUCUCCUCGCUGGCUGAUGGCCCAGGACCGCUUGGAGGAUGCAAUCAAUGUCCUUGCCAAGUAUCAUGGAGAGGGUGAUCGUAAUCACCCCAUUGUUGUCCUUCAGGUUAAAGAGAUGCAGCAGCAAAUCCGUGUUGAGGCAUCUGAUAAGCGGUGGUGGGAUUACCGCGAGUUAUAUAACACCCGCUCAGCACGAAAUCGUCUUAUAUGUGCACUAGGAAUGGGGUGCUUUGGUCAGGUCUCUGGGAACAGCGUGACCAGUUACUAUUUACCGGUAAUGCUGCAAAAUGCAGGAAUUACCUCACAAAAUACCCAGUUGAUGCUAAAUGGCAUUUUCCCUGUGCUCUGUUUUCUUGCCUCUAUUACUGGUGCUCGAUUCACUGAUACUAUUGGCCGCCGACCAUUAUUGAUCUAUUCAAUCUUCUUUAGCUCCUGUUGCUUUGCUAUUAUUACUGGUUGUUCAAAAGUGGCUGUGGAAAACCCAGAUAAUCGGUCGGCAGCCAACGCCACAAUCGCCUUUAUUUACAUUUUCGGCAUUAUCUUCUCUUUUGGCUGGACACCACUGCAGAGCAUGUAUAUCGUCGAGUGUCUGGCCACCAAUACUCGUGCGAAAGGUACUUCCGUUGCCUAUCUUGUGACUGCUAUCAGUAGCGCGGUCAUCCAGUACAGUGCCGGACCCGGACUGGGUAACAUUCACUAUUAUUUCUACUUGGUCUUUGUGUUCUGGGACCUUUUUGAAUUAGUGAUUAUCUACUUCUUCUGGCCUGAGACCAAGAAGCGGACAUUGGAAGAGCUAGAGGAAGUUUUCUCCGCCCCGAAUCCAGUGAAGCGCAGCCUGAUCCGCCGAGAUACCAACACCGUUCUUAAUACUCUGCAGUUCGAGGAUCAGGAUGCGAAAGUUGGACAGGCGUGA